This is a messenger RNA of Syngnathoides biaculeatus (alligator pipefish), 3161 nucleotides long. RefSeq names its product serine/threonine kinase 35 (gene stk35). Gene Ontology annotation, biological process: protein autophosphorylation; axon extension; peptidyl-serine phosphorylation. Gene Ontology annotation, molecular function: protein serine/threonine kinase activity; ATP binding. Bases 537 to 1811 code for a protein of 424 amino acids. Gene Ontology annotation, cellular component: cytoplasm; autophagosome. The transcript has 2 exons. NCBI's taxonomy places the organism in Eukaryota, Metazoa, Chordata, Actinopteri, Syngnathiformes, Syngnathidae. The record is from RefSeq and is a predicted model, not a curated record.
GGGGCGGGGUCAUCCUGCCUCUGCGCACGUGCAGCCCAGCUCUCGUGUUUUCCCACGCGGUAGCGAAGCUGCGUGGACUCAAAAGGACGACGAGGACUGCGGUGGGCACGGGCAACAACAUUUCAGUAUUACUUCAGCAAACUUUGAUAGAAUUAGGAGAAAACAACAGCAUCGGGCAAACUCCAGCUGGGUUUUAUAUUAAAUUCAGAAGACUCGCCUGUGCUACUUGUACUGGCGGAAGCAAGGCGAGGAAGUUAGCGCUGUUAACCAAUCAGCGUUAAGGUAGAGUGCUACGUAACCGGUAAGCCACGCCCCAGUUCUUUGCUCCUUGGAACAUUUUGUUUUUCGGAAGCCAAAUUAGUCGCCACACGAAUGGUAAUAAGUUCACUUUUGCAAUCUUUACCGCACCUUACUGACACGUUGACGUCAAAUCUCCAAGACGGACGUCAAAGCGUCCCAUUUGAUAAGUUUGGAGUUAAAGUAAUGAAAUGUAAACACGCCUGCCAUCCAUGCUCAUUUCGUACCAACAUUAAAUCAUGGACGGGAAGAAGAAGAGAAAGGUGAGCGGCGGCCCAGCAGGAAGAGGAAGGCAGGUUUCCACGCGGAAUGUGGCCGGGAAACCGAAACCAGAGGCGGCCAAAGUCCUCCGCUCCCUCACGGUGGAGGACAACAACACGUACCCGGAACCCAUGGAGGAAGCCAACGAGGAAGACUGCUUCUCCAUUAGCUUCCUCCGCACAGGUAGGGCAGAGGCUGCCGUUCUGGUUCCGCUGUCGGUGCCGCCUCGAUACACGCUGAUCCGGGAGGUGGGCCGGGGGAGCUACGGCGUGGUGUACGAGGCCAUCGCCCGCAAAACCGGAGCCAGGUUGGCGGUGAAAAGGCUCCAGUGCGACGCCCCGGAGAACGUCGAGCUGGCUCUGGCCGAGUUCUGGGCCCUGACCAGCCUGGAGAACCGACACCAGAAUGUGGUCCAACUGGAGGAGUGCGUCCUGCAGAGGAACGGCCUGGCCCAGAAGAUGAGUCACGGCAACAAGAGAUCCAAACAAUACCUGAGGCUGGUGGAGACCUCACUAAAAGGGGAACGCAUCAUAGGUCAGCCGUCGGAACCAUGUUACCUUUGGUUUGUCAUGGAGUUUUGUGAAGGUGGCGACCUCAACAAGUACAUCUUGUCUCGGCGCCCUGACCCUCAGACCAACAGGAGUUUCAUGCGGCAGUUGACGAGUGCCGUCGCUUUCCUGCACAGGAACAACAUUGUUCACCGGGAUCUGAAGCCAGACAACAUUCUCAUCUCGCAGAAAUCGGGUGCACCGGUUCUCAAAGUUGCUGACUUUGGGCUCAGUAAAGUCUGUGCUUCCAAGAACGUCGAGGAGUUGCCCACAGCUGGUGCUGGCGGCAGAGGGAGCAACCAGAACAACAUCGUCAACCUUAACAAGUUAUGGUUGUCCUCUGCUUGCGGGUCAGACUUCUACAUGGCUCCCGAGGUUUGGGAGGGCCACUACACAGCUAAGGCGGACAUCUUUGCCUUGGGCAUCAUUAUAUGGGCAAUGAUCGAGCGGAUCACUUUCAUUGAUGCGGAGUCCAAACGAGAGCUGCUGGGCACAUACGUACGACAAGGCUCAGAGAUUGUGCCUGUUGGCGAGGCGUUGUUGGAAAACCCCAAGAUGGUCCUCCACAUUCCUCAGAAGGCCAGAAGCGCCAUGUCAGAAGGGGUGAAGAAACUCCUCCAGGAAAUGCUCGCUUUCAACCCUCAGGAGCGACCUGACGCCUGUCAGCUGGAGGUGCUGAUGGACCGGGUCACGUGUGCUGCAUGAAGGUCCAACCAUCUCAACCCUUCCCCUUUGCCCCCUCUAAAUAGUCAAGAAGGGACCUCUUUUUUUUCCCCCCAGGUAAGAUCAUCUGCCUUUGCAACUUGAUAUUGUUUCACCGUUAAAAAUCAAAUUUUAUUUGUUAGCCAUGCAUGAUGUUUUUUUUAAAGCGUGCUUGACGUAAUCCAUUAAUUAAUUCCAUAUGAGGCAAUAUAAAGAAUUCAACCGUUCGCUUUGAAUAAUCUGCUCACGGGACUUUCUGCUUCAUUGUUUGGACAACUGCAUGUGUUGUAUUCGUCGGUCUGUGCUGGUUUAAAACUUCUGGAUCAGACAAGCUUUGUUCAGUCAAUAAGCUCAACCUCAUUGUUGGAUCUGUGAGUGUUGGAAAACUUCCAAUAGCUGCUGAAUUAGCUGCAAUUCCCCUCAUUGGGUCGCCCGAAGAGCUGCAGUUGCAGCUGAUACAACACAUUUCAUUUGUGAUUAAGUCCCAAAGUUCAAAGAUACUGUAUACUGUAAUAUGCAGUGUUUACUACCAGUUUGACUGAAAGGAUGGUGUUGCGUUUCUAGCAUGAGCGUUCUCUGGGCUGCCACUAACACUAGACCAGUAACAUUAGAAGCUGACCCGACUAUCCUGCCAAACUUUUACAACCCUGCAGUCGAUGGAUGCUAACCUCUUGGGCACAGAGGAGGAACAGUUGGUGUAAUGAGGUGAUGCAGUGAUUAGUGAGAUUUAAAACCUGCCCUCUUCCCUCAACAUUGACUCGUGUCAAACGGACGGAGGACAAACCUUCCUUUCAGGUCGCCUCAUCAGCAUUUCCGUGAUAGGCUCCUAUAAUUCUUUUAUUCAUAAACCUUUCUCCUUCACUCCGUAACCAAAAAUCCAUUGUUCUUAGCUCACAAAAUCAACUUAAAAUGACGCAACCGCACAUAGACAAAAUAUUACAUAAUCAUACAAUGAAAGGAAAAGGGCUACCGGACUGGCCGACGGGGCGGUUUGAUCCUGAGGCCAAAUGGCUGGGUUUUCAUCAUUUAUACUGCAUAUUUUUUGUGUUUGGGCACCGAUGUCUGUGCAUGUAAGUCAUUGUGGACGUGAGGGAUUUUGAGGGAAGCUGUUGCUUUUGCAUUUGUCACUUCCCUUUAGCUUUUGGCAAAUUGGCUUCCUUAGCAGCGGCAUUGCCAAAGUCGAAGCAUUCGGUUCUGCGAUUGGUCAACAUUGAAUUGUUUCUACUUUUAAAAUUAUACUAUGCACAGUAAUUGAGAGAGUUUUGUUUGCGAGUCACUCUUUAAAACAUUUAAUUUGAAUGUAAAAUGAAGUUAAUUACUUUUAAUAAAAUUCAGAAGCAAUAAUGUGUAUUU